ACCUUUGACCCCUACGCGGCGGCCGUCUUCACUCCGGCGAACCAGGGGUGGCCUGGGUUUGCGCUGGUUUUGGGUCCGUGCCGUGGCCGGUGGACUCACAGCCGCACAAUGAGCGCUGGGCCGACGGUAAACAAGGCCGGUGAAAAUAAAUAUCCUCAUCUUUCGGCUCCGAAGGUGUUACAUUGAUGAUUUGAGUGCAUUCUGCCCAGACUCUGGGGGAGAAACUUCCCUUGUUGCCGAGCCCGGACUUACCUGAAAGAUACUUUUAGUCCAGGUGAACAAUAAUCUAAAAUGGAACAAAAAGAAUACAAAGAAGCCUUUGUCAGUAACCUGAAUGGUACUACUCUGACUGAGAAUUCAGUGGCUUUGAUUUCAUGUGCAUUAUGUGUUGUCUACCGAGGACUGGUUUUAAUAUAUUUCUUUGGAGGAGCCACAGAAUCGGUGUGGAGAAAAUUCCUGUUCAUCGACUUUGUUUUACUGGUGGUCCCACCUGUAUUCUACUGCACUGUUUUGUCGGAUGUGUUUCACUGGAUAGUACUGGGUCUAGUAGCUGUUUUGGUGAUAUCUAUAUUUCAGGUAUACUGUCAGAGAAAAAGGAGUACUCAUCAGAACUUCAAAAAAGUCAUGGCAGGUUUUUUGGAAACCAGUCUGGAUAUGGAUCAUAUUCCAUUUGUCACCUUGUAUCGAGUAUAUGUUAACAUACUGACUAGCAUCUGCAUUCUAGCUGUGGACUUUCCAAUAUUUCCAAGACGUCUUGCUAAAGCUGAAACGUAUGGCACUGGGUAUAUGGAUUUUGGUACAGCAGCUUUUGUAUUUUCAAAUGCACUUGUUUCUCCUGAGGCGAGACAGAGGAACAAAAUUGUAUCACAUUCUAAAUUAGUUUCUGCAGUGAAACAGAUAUUAGCAGUCUGGCCGUUAGUUUUCUUGGGAUUAGCUCGUCUAAUUAGUGUUAAGACUGUGAGUUAUCAUGAGCAUGUCUCUGAAUAUGGUUUGCACUGGAAUUUCUUUUUCACACUAGCAAUAGUUAGGAUCCUAUCAUCUUUUAUUUUGAUAUUAUGUCCUGUAAGAAGAUCAUGGAUUCUGUCAUGUGGCAUUGCUAUAUGUUAUCAAUUACUCCUUGAAACAACAGAUUUGAAACAAUUCAUAUUACAUGGCAGUGAUGGCAAGGAUACCAGGGAUGGGUUCAUUAACGCUAAUAGAGAAGGACUCUUUUCAAUGUUUGGAUAUGUAUCUAUUUACAUGGCUGGUGUUCAGACUGGCAUUUUUAUUAUGAAGAAGAGGAUGUUGGUAAUAGACUGGAUAAAAAUUCAGGGUUGCCUUGCAGUGAGCACGUUGCUGUUAUUGUUACUGUUGCAUGUGUGUGAGGUACUCACAGAACCUGUAUCGCGCCGGUUGGCGAAUCUCAGUUACGUCAUAUGGGCAGUUGAGCAGAAUUUAUUUUUUAUCAGUGUGAAAAUGCUUGCUGAUUUAGUGCUGGUAUUUGUCAAAUUUCUGUCAGGGAUGACUAACGUGCCAUGUUCGUGGAACAUUUUACCGGAUUCUGCCCAACACAGAAAAGAAAGGACUUUGUUAAAAAACAAUGUUGUGGAAAAAGUAGAUAAAACCACAAUACGUUUCUGUCUUAUCGAUGCCAUAAACAGAAACCAACUCCUGUUUUUCCUGCAAUCUAAUGUUUUGACAGGUUUGGUGAAUCUUACCCUCGAUACUGUUCAUACCAACACAUUUAUUUCCCUAUUUGUACUGUUGGUUUAUACAUUAUGCAAUUGUAUCUUUGUAUAUAUUUUGCAUAUCAAUGACAUUACUUUAAAGUUCUGGUGAUUUACAA
Hypanus sabinus (Atlantic stingray) is the source of this 1825-nucleotide messenger RNA. RefSeq names its product phosphatidylinositol glycan anchor biosynthesis, class W (gene pigw). Bases 292 to 1818 code for a protein of 508 amino acids. Gene Ontology annotation, cellular component: membrane; endoplasmic reticulum. Lineage: Eukaryota; Metazoa; Chordata; Chondrichthyes; Myliobatiformes; Dasyatidae. The transcript has 2 exons. The record is from RefSeq and is a predicted model, not a curated record. Gene Ontology annotation, molecular function: glucosaminyl-phosphatidylinositol O-acyltransferase activity. Gene Ontology annotation, biological process: GPI anchor biosynthetic process; protein localization to plasma membrane.